AUGCUUGGUGCCAUAUUACUCUGUUUCUUUUUUAAACGCCCUCAUCAGAUUUGUGCUCAAAUGGCAGCAGCGGCAGCUGGUCAAGGAAGUACAAUUGGACAAUCAUCUACUAAUGGCCUUAAAGCUGGAUAUACACCAAUUCCUCCUAAUGAAUUCUCUCCACAAGUUCAACACCACCAAAUGAGAGAAUUUGAAAGUAAUAAUAAUGGAGUUGGUGCUCGUGUUGGCACUCUUGUGGUAAUAGUUCUAAUAAUUUUUCAUGACGGGACCUUUUAUGAGAGAUAUAUGAGAGACCUUUUUAUGAGAUAUUUUGUUCUGUCUAUCGAGACACCUUAUGUUCAUAACAAAACUGAAAAUUGAAUCCAAUGUCGAGGUCGAAACCUGCGUAAAAAAUCUGCUCAAAAGCAAAUAAAAGACCAAACUCAGUCAAAACGAUAUCCAAACUCGAAGCAAGCCCAAGUUUUUUGACUAUCAAACACCUUUUCA
Meloidogyne enterolobii is the source of this 486-nucleotide messenger RNA. The record is from the annotation of a GenBank genome assembly. NCBI's taxonomy places the organism in Eukaryota, Metazoa, Nematoda, Chromadorea, Rhabditida, Meloidogynidae.